Messenger RNA from Vollenhovia emeryi, 1278 nucleotides. RefSeq names its product IQ domain-containing protein G. Lineage: Eukaryota; Metazoa; Arthropoda; Insecta; Hymenoptera; Formicidae. The transcript is spliced from 9 exons. Gene Ontology annotation, biological process: cilium organization. Gene Ontology annotation, molecular function: protein binding. The coding region runs from base 1 to 1278 and encodes 425 amino acids. The record is from RefSeq and is a predicted model, not a curated record. Gene Ontology annotation, cellular component: cytoplasm; motile cilium.
AUGUACUCACCCUUGAUGCGAGAUGCGGGCCGGACGACAACAACUGGCGGCGAGGGUGCGGACGAUCACCAGAUACCGGCACUUGGGGCACCACCACCGCCACCAGCACCAUCCACGCCGACGGUGCCGACGGCGAGGCGCGCCGUCGCGUCGCGACGCCGCCUCGCGAGUACGCACGCGCCGCGCCGCCGCGCCGGAGGGUGGCCAGCUCCCCGCAGGCAGAAAAACAUGGAAGCGUCAACUGGAGCGACAAGUCCCGCGGGAUUUUCGCCGGCGGUGCGUGAGGUCGUCCUGGAAGUCCUGGAGGGAUGCGCGGACUCAUUGGCCGUUUACCAAAACGUCCUGCGACAACAAUCGACGACGAGGGACGACGCCACUAAUGUUUUCCCCAAUGUCGAGAUUUCGGAAACGUCCGUUCUGCAGGCGCUCACCGGAGGCGCUGUGGAGAUGAUGGAUUCACGGAGGGAAGCUGCGCGUGAAAAGCUUCGACGAGACAGUUUAUACGUGAGCGGUAUAAUACAAGACCUGAAGCGAGAAAUUAACGAACACGGGACCAUCGAUGUCUUGACCAAGGAGAUCGAGAGGAUCACGUCGCGGGAACAACAGGAGAAUCUUUUAAUAGAAGAGAACGAGAGGAUGCAGACGAUCGUGGCGGAGUUACGAAAAACGAUUGCCGAUAGGAAAACCGCGAACGAGAGGGAGGGCGAGCGUUUAACGAAGAAGCUCGCUUUGGCACGGGACGAGAAGGAGAGGCUGAAACUAAUUAAGGACGCGGAGAUGAAAUAUGUCCGAGUGUGGGAAGCGGCACGUCGGGAGCAGCACGUACUGCGUUACGAGUCGGAUACGGACGAAUUGAGGAGGACUUUGAACGAUCAUUGCGUACGCGAGAGAAACGAGACUCGCGUAAAUGAUGUAUUGACGCGUUAUCUGACGCGGCGUGUAGCGCUCGUCGAGAAUCGGAUCGAGCAAUGGCGGCAGAGGUACGAUCGGGAGGAGAAAGUGUACGAGUGCGAGAUCCGCAGAGUACGCAGCGAGAUCGAAGACGCUCGGAAAUACUUGGGGGAACUUACAACGGAGCAUCGCAAUAACCAGGAAUUCAUCGACACGUACCUCGCGGAGCAGGAGGCGCUCCGGAGACAAAAGGAACACGAGGAUCACGUGCUGCGCAGCACAAUCAAGAUGCAAGCCUGGUGGCGGGGCGUGAUGGUGCGCCGGAAGCUGGGGCCGUAUCGACCUGAGGAGAAAAAGAAGAAGAAGCCCAUUAAAACGAAGAGAUAA